GCCAGCUUUGUUCCCUUGCAGGCAGGUGACAGCAGAGACAUGUCUCGGGAGCUGCAGGACGUGGACCUCGCCGAGGUGAAGCCUUUGGUGGAGAAAGGGGAGGCCAUCACCGGACUCCUGCAAGAAUUCGAUGUCCAGGAACAGGACAUCGAGACUUUACAUGGCUCCAUUCACGUCACGCUGUGUGGGACCCCCAAAGGAAACCGGCCUGUCAUCCUCACUUACCAUGACAUCGGCAUGAACCACAAAACCUGCUACAACCCCCUCUUCAACUCAGAGGACAUGCAGGAGAUCACCCAGCACUUUGCUGUCUGCCACGUGGACGCCCCUGGUCAGCAGGACGGUGCUGCAUCCUUCCCCCUGGGGUACAUGUACCCCUCAAUGGACCAGCUGGCCGAAAUGCUUCCCGGAGUCCUGCACCAGUUUGGGCUGAAAAGUGUGAUCGGCAUGGGAACAGGAGCAGGUGCCUACAUCCUAACUCGAUUUGCUCUGAACAACCCCGAGAUGGUGGAAGGCCUCGUCCUCAUCAACGUGAACCCUUGUGCAGAGGGCUGGAUGGACUGGGCUGCCUCCAAGAUCUCUGGCUGGACCCAAGCCCUGCCGGACAUGGUGGUGUCCCACCUCUUUGGGAAGGAGGAGAUGCAGAACAACGUGGAGGUGGUCCACACCUACCGCCAGCACAUCCUGAAUGACAUGAACCCCGGCAACCUGCACCUGUUCAUCAAUGCCUACAACAGCCGGCGGGACCUGGAGAUUGAGCGACCAAUGCCGGGAGCCCACACAGUCACCCUGCAGUGCCCCGCUUUGCUGGUGGUUGGGGACAGCUCGCCUGCCGUGGACGCAGUGGUGGAGUGCAACUCAAAAUUGGACCCAACAAAGACCACUCUCCUAAAGAUGGCGGACUGUGGCGGCCUCCCGCAGAUAUCUCAGCCAGCCAAGCUUGCUGAGGCCUUCAAGUACUUUGUGCAGGGCAUGGGAUACAUGCCCUCUGCCAGCAUGACUCGCCUGAUGCGGUCCCGCACGGCCUCUGGCUCCAGUGUCACCUCUCUCGAAGGCACCCGCAGCCGCUCCCACACCAGCGAGGGCAC
Tupaia belangeri chinensis (Chinese tree shrew) is the source of this 1088-nucleotide messenger RNA. It is a transcript of the gene NDRG1, whose product is annotated as N-myc downstream regulated 1. The record is from RefSeq and is a predicted model, not a curated record. NCBI's taxonomy places the organism in Eukaryota, Metazoa, Chordata, Mammalia, Scandentia, Tupaiidae.